Molecule: messenger RNA, 1829 nt
Organism: Alligator sinensis (Chinese alligator)
Lineage: Eukaryota; Metazoa; Chordata; Crocodylia; Alligatoridae
Gene: ZNF653
Product: zinc finger protein 653
Exons: 9
Coding region: 1-1620 (539 amino acids)
Biological process (GO): regulation of transcription by RNA polymerase II
Cellular component (GO): nucleus
Molecular function (GO): transcription coregulator activity
Source: RefSeq, a predicted model, not a curated record
AUGCGCCUGCACCCCAUCACCUGCAUCUGCAGCCCCUUCCCACUUGCCUGGGCUGGAGCAUGGGCAGCGCAUGGGAGCCUGUGGGUGAGACUCCUGCGUCUUCCCUGGACGCUGCGCUUACACCGUCGGUACCCACAGCCCUUCUACCUGCUGGGGCUGGAGCACAGGAAGCCUUGGGAGCAGAUCCCUAAGAAGCCAAAGCGGAAGAAAAGGAGACGGCGCAAUGUGAACUGCCUGAAGAACAUGGUGAUCUGGUACGAGGACCACAAGAACCGGUGCCCGUAUGAGCCGCACCUGGCGGAACUGGACCCCACCUUUGGGCUCUACACCACGGCCGUGUGGCAAUGUGAGGCUGGGCACCGCUACUUCCAGGACCUGCACUCGCCCCUCAAGCCCCUCAGCGACUCGGAGAAUGACAGUGAUGACGUUGGUAAUGGCGUGGGACCCAGCAGCUCAGCCUCCUCAGAUGACAGCUCCAGCUCCAGUUCAGAAGAUCCCACAGAGCCGCGCCAGGCCCCAGGGCAGGGCCCAGCAGCCACAGAGGGGGGCACAGGUGCCAGCAGCGGGCUCAUCACACCAGACGGCAUCCACAUCCCAUUUGAGGCGGGCGAGGUGGGUGGUGGGCGGCGGCUGGGUGCCACCGAGGCACUGGAAGCAGUGGUUUGUGUGCCCAUGCCCAUGCAGGUGGGCACGGCACCUGGUGCCCUCUUCGAGGGGGUGGCACGAGACGCAUUGGGCGAGGUGGUGGCUGGCUGCCCUAUGCAGGGCGUGGUGCCCGGCUCCCAGGUCAUCAUCAUUGCUGGCCCUGGCUAUGAUGGGCUGCAGCUCAACGACGGACCCUGUGCCCUCAUUGAGGGUGUCGCCGCCUACACCCAGACGGAGCCGGAGCCGGCACCCCCUGCCCCCAGCCCUCCUGCCCCCAGCCCCGGCCCUGAUCCCAGCAACAUCCACACCAAGAAAGAGAAGGAUGAGCUGUUUGGGCUGAAGAAGGAAGAGCCACUGCCCCCCACAGCCAUAGCGCUGCCCCCUGAGCUGGAGCCGUCCCCUGAGGGCACAGAGCCUGAAGCCAGUGACAUGUCGGCCAUCAUUUAUGAGAUCCCCAAGGAGCCUGAGAAGCGGCGCCGCAGCAAGCGGGGGCGGGUGACCGAUGCUGAUGGCCUGCUGGAGAUGUUUCACUGCCCCUACGAGGGCUGCAGCCAGGUCUAUGUGGCCCUCAGCAGCUUCCAGAACCACGUCAACCUGGUGCACCGGAAAGGCAAGACCAAGGUGUGUCCCCACCCCGGCUGCGGGAAGAAGUUCUACCUGUCCAACCAUCUGCGGCGGCACAUGAUCAUCAACUCAGGUGUCCGUGAAUUCACCUGCGAAACCUGUGGGAAGUCCUUCAAGCGCAAGAACCACCUGGAGGUGCAUCGGCGCACGCACACCGGGGAGACGCCGCUGCAGUGCGAGAUCUGCGGGUACCAGUGCCGGCAGCGUGCCUCCCUCAACUGGCACAUGAAGAAGCACCGGGGCGAGCUGCACUACCCUUUCCCCUGCGAGCUCUGCGGCAAACGCUUUGAGCGCCUCGACAGCGUCAAGUUCCACAAGCUCAAGAGCCACCCUGAGCCCAAGCCUCCCUGACCCCACCCAGCCCCCUCCCACAGCUUAUUUAUUGCCCCCCUCAACCUCCCCACCCGGACUGUGGCCACAUGUGAUGACCCCAAGUCCCCAGCAGCUGAGGGGACGGGGCUGGGGACAGCUACAGCCUUCCCCUCAUAGGACUGCGGCCUCCGGCCUGGGCACAGCCUGGCACCAGCCAGGCCUGGCCCAUUAAAGCAACACUACUUUUA